Medicago truncatula (barrel medic) is the source of this 1743-nucleotide messenger RNA. RefSeq lists its product as uncharacterized. The record is from RefSeq and is a predicted model, not a curated record. The transcript has a single exon. Gene Ontology annotation, molecular function: acyltransferase activity, transferring groups other than amino-acyl groups. Bases 198 to 770 code for a protein of 190 amino acids. Lineage: Eukaryota; Viridiplantae; Streptophyta; Magnoliopsida; Fabales; Fabaceae.
AAUCCCUUACUAUUUACUACCUUUUUCUUGCUUGAUACCUUCUUCCGUGCAACUUCCUUUAACUCUACUUGUCCUUUUUUUCAUUUCCAUGACCUAUAUAAAUAGCCUAAAAUUCAACACUUUAAUGCAUCCAAAUUAACCAAGAUAAAAGAAAACACAAGAGUAAGCACUAAAAAAAGAAAGAAACAAGUGUUGAGAUGGAGAUAACUUCUAUUUCUUCCAAACCAGGUGCCAAAGAAGAGAGAAUUGAUCUAACCCAAAUCACACUCCGACCCCUUAAUCUUUCUGACCUUGAUGAUCUCAUGAUAUGGACAACUGAUGAAAAAGUGGCCAAGUUCUGCUCUUGGGAACUCUACACCAGCAAGGAUGAUGGCAUCAACUUCAUUGAAAAUAUUGCUACCAAGUUUCUAUGGUGCAAAGCAAUAUGCAUCAAUGAUCGUGCAAUUGGGUGUGUUUCUCUAUCCUCGAGUUCACCUGGUGAUAAAUCCAGGAACAAAUGUGCAGAACUUGGCUAUGUUCUAGGCUCUAAAUAUUGGGGUAAAGGGGUUGCCACUUGUGUUGUGAAACAAGUGGUUAAGGUUGCAUUCUGUGAGUUGUCUUACUUGGAAAGGCUUGAAGCUCUUGUUGAUGUGGAAAAUGCUGGGUCUCAAAGAGUUUUGGAGAAAGCUGGUUUCCAAAAAGAGGGAGUUCUUAGGAAAUAUUUGGUCAUGAAAGGAAAAAGUAGAGAUAUGAUCAUCUCCAGUGUUCUCUUUACUGAUCCCCAACUAUGAUUCAAUUGUUUGGAAAAUAUAGGAGAAUUUUCACCCUAUGACAAAAUCACACACAUUAAGAUAGAUGAUGUGUUCUCCAUCUCUAUGACAUCUAUUAUUUAAGUUGUAUAUGCUUUUUAGCUUUUGCUUAUUUGGUGGAUUUUAAAAGACUAUUGAAAUGCAGCCCUCUGUAUUGCCCAAUCUAACAUAUUUUGCUGCACAGGAUUUUCUGUCUUGCAAGCAGAGCAUGACCAAAUUUGGAUGGCUUCCUAUGUCUAAUUCUUUCCAAUCUAUCAUUCGCUGUAAUAUCUUUUGAAUGUCAAAAUCAAAUUUCCUCUACCUUGAAAUAGAAAAUUGGAAUUCAAUUCAUUGUGUUAAACAUAAACUAAUGAUGGAUAUUGAGACUACUGAUGCAUAUGAUGGUUCUUACCUCUGUCGUUGAAAAAAAGAAAUUAGAUGUUCAUAUUCGUUUAGAAAACAAGAUGAUCUUUAUUCAAACUAUGUCUAUCAUCAUGGAAGACUAACUGGAAAUUCGAUGUUCUCCAACAAAUUUAAACUCAAUGUUAGUCUGUUUUCAGCGACAUGCAAAUAAAAUGGAGUCAAAAGCUUGUUAUAACUUGAAAAUUUGAGUUGGCUGACUUAUAUAGAUAGACUUGAGCAAAAUCGGUUGCCAAAAUCUUGUAAUAUUCACGGAGGAACCUUGAACGAAUGAAUCUUGUGUAAUAUGCAAAAGCUUGUUAUAACUGAUUUUUGUCAAAGAGAUUCAUAUUCAAGCAGAAACUACAAGGAGGAACUACAAGCAGGUGGAACUCACGAAAUGGGGAACAACCAGGAUUCAUCAGUAAUGAAUGAAAUGAGUUCAGAAGGAUCUGCAAGCCCUGGCCAAAACAGUCUAACAGGAUGCCCUAUUUCUUCAGUAGAGUUUGUAGAAGUUAUCCAAAAUGUAAUGUGAUUUAAACAAAGCACAAAAUAUGACAAAUACCAUUACAAUCAA